This is a messenger RNA of Rhodofomes roseus, 2478 nucleotides long. RefSeq lists its product as uncharacterized. Gene Ontology annotation, molecular function: protein binding. The transcript is spliced from 5 exons. The record is from RefSeq and is a predicted model, not a curated record. Lineage: Eukaryota; Fungi; Basidiomycota; Agaricomycetes; Polyporales; Fomitopsidaceae. The coding region runs from base 66 to 2111 and encodes 681 amino acids.
CUGCCGCCAUCUUGUAGCCGAUAUACGAGUGAAAGUGCGCUUCACAAGUGGAACUUCCAGACAGAAUGGAUUCUGACGACGAGCGGAUAUUGCAAGAGGAGGAGGUGGCACUGGCGCGAGACAUGUUCGAGCUUCCUCAGCGUCCCGCGGUCUGGAUUAGACCCUACGAGCGAGAAGAGUUCGUCGUGCGCCGGGACUAUGUGGUCCGCGCGUACAGUGCGAGGGACAAGGGCAUACCACUGGACAAUAGUACCGAUGCUCGGGGAAUGUGGCGCAUCCGUCGGCUAUGGACGAGCGUUGCUGGUUUCUACGAGGGCAAUGUGGACCUUGCAGGGCGUAGCGAGAGGCGCUUCCACUCGCUCAAGAAACGAUUGGACAAGUUUUUGGACGACAUUGCAUCGCUGCGCACGCACAUCGUCGAGAGCCCGCCCGCGGUGAUGGACGAUGGGCGUGAGGCACUGCUGUUCCUCGUCUCACCAUCCUCCGUCCUUGACAACUUCAGGGCCAAGUACAAACUAGGCUACGUCGACCUCCCGGAGAUCCUCGCAAUACCUGAGAUCAUGCGUAGCAUGUAUCCUGGUAACCCUAAGCCAGUGUUCCAAAAGCUCUUCCUUACAGAUCUUCCCCCGGAAUUGCUCCUCUAUAUCUUUGACAUCGUUCAUAUAGACGAUGCCCGUGCUCUUGGCGUCACAUGCCGAACUCUCUAUGAACUGUCCUUUUCCUAUGUGUACCAGAGACGACGCUUAGUGCUACACGUGGAUCCGAACUUCAUCGAGAAGACCCUGGAUGAUAUCUCGGACAUAGACAAGCGCUACUUAUGUCGUCUCAGCGUAGAGAUGCGCAAAAGACUCCUCAGAGACUUCCGCUUCCUCCUAACACGGGAUGACAUUCUCAAGCGCGUCGAGCACCUAGGCAUCAAGAACUCCUGGACGCCCGACAUGGCCUCCGCCGCGGGUCUCAACACGGCGUUCGAGCAACAGACGUUUUAUGCGCCAAUCUGGAAGGAGAUCGAAGCCACGCUAUCUGGCGCAGCGAACCUGCAAGAGCUGCAGCUGGAGAAAUUUGCCAUGACGAAGGAGAUGAUCUGUGCGAUGGCAUCCUUGCGCUCACUGCAGACGCUCAGCGUGCACGGCUGCCCUUUCAACCGGCUCCCUUCAUGGGAUAGUCUCCCACCAAUGGCGACUGUAGUGAACCUCAUUCUCUUCCCGCAGGACGUUCCAGGCUCCGAGAUGCUCGAGCUGGUCGCGCUUGUCCCGAACGUCCGCUCGCUGACUGUCAUGGGCCUCCCCAGUAUGCCCUGCGCGCUCCCGCAAGACGACUUCAUCAUGCGGCAUAACCCCUUCCGCGUCUUGGAGCGGGUCAAUCUCAGCCACAUCGACGACGAGGAGGUUCCUCUGCUGUUUCACUGGAUCCGCGAUGCCGCGAUGACCCCGGGGCAGCCCCUUCACAUAACGCACUUCCGGCUCGAGCUUGAGUACGGCCUCCAGGAGGAUGAGGUCUUCCAGCUCAUCAACGGCCUGGAGGGCGCGCCGCUCCGGACGCUCACCCUCGAGGGCCUGUCGUAUGUCGAGGACGACCUUUUCACGCGUCUUGCCGAAGCGUUCCCAGACCUCAACGCGCUGACGCUCAUCCACCGACAAAACAUCCUGCAGAGGGCGAGCAGGCCGAGCAGGUGGCCGGGCGCGACAUGGGAGUACGCGGCGCGCCUCGCCGCGUUCCCCCGCCUGAAGCACUUCAUGUGGAACUUCGACAUGCGGCCGCUGCAGUGCGGCACGACGUUCGACCUGCCGUACGCGGAGGCGGGCUACCCCGCGUCCAAGAUCCCCGAGCUGUACCGCGAGUUCGACGAAAACUGCUUCGAAGUCACAUGGGACAUCCUGCCGCGCCUGUUCUGUGCGUACUGCCCGACGCUCGAGACGCUCAUCUUCUCGAUGCUGCAUCUCGCGCUGCUCGAGUUCAAGAUGAAGCGCAUUGAAACGGGUAAACUGGUGGUCUACAUGACCGACGAGCCGUCGAACACCGAGCAGUUCAUCAGUAACAAUCCGAUCUGGCCGAUAAACACGAGCUUCGACAACCCAUGGCAUAUUCGGCAGCGUCCACUCAGACCGUAGAACGCAUAUACCAGACGCGAGGAACGAUGUAGGACAUGGGGGUAUAUUGGCUUGUGUACUACUAGUGCUGCUUUCCUUGACAUGAACUAGGCUCCGCUAUUCUACUGUAACAUUUUGAUUCCGGUUAUGACGAUGCUCUAAGCUCUUGUAUCUAUGCCACCAUUGCGUACGCUUCUUCCUGAAUCACUGUAUCUUGCUUAGUCCCUAUAGCUAUAGGCAAUCCGUUGGAGUACAAUGACUGCAGAAUCGGUCUGAAUCUCCUUCAGACCUCGGUGUAAUAUACACGAUAGCUGCGCGGUAGUCUACGACAAUGCUGAAACAAUAAUCCAGACGACAGCCAUGAUCCUGUAGUCCAUUCCACCAGAUU